This is a messenger RNA of Besnoitia besnoiti, 957 nucleotides long. Its product is annotated as putative MC family transporter. The record is from RefSeq and is a predicted model, not a curated record. The transcript has 6 exons. Lineage: Eukaryota; Apicomplexa; Conoidasida; Eucoccidiorida; Sarcocystidae. Bases 1 to 957 code for a protein of 318 amino acids.
AUGGCAGCCGCAACGACGUCCUCGCCUGCGUCCGUCGCCUCGAGCGUCGCCGCAGUAGCUCCGAGCGCCCCCGCCUCACUGAACACUCAGGGCAAGAAGAAGGAGCUUCGUACCCCUCUGGAAAUCCUCAUGUACUCUCGCGAUCAGGCUUUUCGAGGGGGGAUUGCGGGUGCCUCUGCGCAAGUUGUGAACGUCCUCGCCUUCAUGUGGCUCAGGACAACGAUGAACUACCAGUACCGCUACGGCGGCACGACGCUCGGGUCGAUCAAGAAGCUCUACGGCGAAGGCGGCGUGGUUCGCUUCUACCGCGGGCUUCUUCCGGCGCUGAUGCAGUCUCCUCUCAGCCGCUUCGGAGACACUGCGGCGAACGUGGGCGUGCUGGCGGCGCUCGACGCGAGCCCGCGCACGCAGGACCUGCCUAUCGGCAUUAAAACGGCGCUCGCGUCCUGUGGCGCUGCAGGAUGGAGAUUCUUUCUCAUGCCGCUCGACGCCUGGAAGACGACCAAACAAGUCGAGGGCGGUAACGGCCUUCAGGUCCUCGUCGCCAAGGUUCGCACUUACGGCGUGCCGAAGCUGUACCACGGCGCGGUGGCAGCGAUGGGGGCAACCUGGGUGGGACAUUAUCCGUGGUUUUUUACGCACAACUAUCUCUCUGAGACGCUUCCCAAGUUCGAGUUCACCUACGGAAAGCAUAUGCGCUACGCGCUGAUUGGGUUCGCCAGCAGCGUGGUCAGCGACACCUGCUCAAACAGCAUUCGCGUCCUCAAAACGACCAAACAGACCUCCGUGGUUCCGCUCACGUAUAUGCAAACUCUGCGCGAAGUGCUGAGCAAGGACGGCUUCACGGGGCUCUUCUUCCGCGGCUUGGGAACUCGAAUCCUCACCAAUGGACUGCAGGGCAUGGUCUUUUCUGUGGGUUGGAAGGCGAUCCAGGAUCACCUGAACAACCGAAAGUAA